This is a messenger RNA of Salvelinus fontinalis (brook trout), 14553 nucleotides long. Its product is annotated as neuroblast differentiation-associated protein AHNAK-like. Gene Ontology annotation, molecular function: protein binding. Gene Ontology annotation, biological process: regulation of RNA splicing. The coding region runs from base 296 to 13678 and encodes 4460 amino acids. The record is from RefSeq and is a predicted model, not a curated record. Gene Ontology annotation, cellular component: cytoplasm; nucleus. Lineage: Eukaryota; Metazoa; Chordata; Actinopteri; Salmoniformes; Salmonidae. The transcript is spliced from 7 exons.
GCCCUGCCUCACUCCAGUGUGGACUGCUCUGAGCGUGGAUGCUGCAGAAAUCACUCUCUUACGCGCGCCGCUCGUUCGCUCACUCACUCACUCUACUCUCUCUCUCUCUGGUCCUGCGACUCUUGCCUCCUUCCCUGCUGUGACUGACUGAGUGGAGGCAGUUUGAGGAAGAGGCUGCAGCGCUAGCCACUCCAGAACAGGCAAGAGCUCAUCAGCAGCCAGGGCCGCUGCACUGUCGAAUACCUGUCCGAGGACAGGACCCCUCUCCCUCCCAGGACCCCAGUGGACUGACAACAUGUGCGACUGUUUGCACCUGGCCUUCCCCAACUGGCACGGCUCGCCGGGCAUGGGGGCCGGACGAAGGCUGAAGGGACCAGAGCCUGACACGGUGGAUGAUUCAAUAUGUGAAGAGCCAUCUGAAUUUAUAGAGGGGGAGAGACCUCGCCCACAAGGAUCCUCCCCUGUAGAUGAAUACCCUGAGACUGACAAAUACACUGACAUUGAUAAACAGGGUGGAGGUGGGAGUGGCAAGAAAGGAAAGAGGGGUUUUGGGUCCCUUUUUGAAAAGCGCUCCCCUGCCAAGAUGAGUCAACUGGAGAACUCAGAGUCGGGAGUGAUUGUGAGAAUGGCAAAAGAGACAUGUGCCGAGGGUCUUGUUUUGAGCGGAGGAGGGAAGGAGGGCAUCUUCAUUAAGGAAGUGAGGCCAGAGUCCCCAGCCUCAAAGCUUCUUAGUGUACAUGAGGGUGAUCAGAUACUCAGUGCCACAGUGUAUUUUGACAAUGUUAAAUAUGAAGAUGCCCUUCAGAUAUUGGAACAUGCACAGCCUUACAAGAUGGAGUUACUUCUGAAACGCAAACCAAUAAAGAUAUCCACCCUUGAGAGUGAACCAGCCCUUGAAUUUACCCAAGUGGAACAAGGUUCCUCUCUGGAAAUGAGGGAACAUUCAAAGAAAAAAAGGCACGGUGACCGAAUCUCUUGGCCCUACUUCCCCUCCUUCAACAAAAGUCGAAAGUCCCAUUUUAAGAGGUCUCACAGUACCACAGAUGCAGAUGAUCAGAGGAAGCUGGAGCUGAGCCCAACAACAAGUGACACAGAGUCGCCUAUCAAAUCUCAGGAGGCUGUCAAGGGCAGGACAAAGAAGCAGAAGAUAAAGUUGUCAAGUCUAAAGAUGAAGGGCCGCAAGAGCAGAUCUGUUGAACAGUCGGACCAGGACACAGACAUACUAACUGUAGAAUGUGUGCAAGUUAUGGAAAUCCAACAGAGUCAAGAUGAACUAUACUCACCGGAUGGUCUAGAGAGCACAUCAGGAGAAACACCUCAAGUAUAUGUGUUUGAAUCAGAAUCAGAAAAAAUGGAAUCCACCAAGAUAAAAAAUGAAUGCUCUCUUCCAGACCUGACAUGCUCGGAAACCAAACAGCACAAGGUAGAACUCAUCAGACUGGACAAAACUUUGAAAACCACAGACAUAACAGUUGCUUUUUCUGAUCAAGAAAGUUCCUUAACCAAGAAAUCUCUGGAGGAAAAGAAAAAGAAGAAAGAGAAGAAAGAGAGGUCAGAACUAAAGUUUAGGAUCAAGGGAAAGGAGAAAAAAGACAAACAGAAGCAAGACAUACAUGUAAAAUCAUCCCCAAAAAGCAUGAAGAUACCAGGAGCAGAUAUCAUAACAUCUGAUCUGUCUGCACAUGACAAUACCUUGAUGAUUCCAACUAUAGUAUCACAUACUAAGCUGGGGGAGCAUCAACUCCCAAUUGACAUGUCAGAUGUAGGACUUAUCAGGAAAUCCCCUCAGAUUGGACAAGAACGAGACUUGAAAGAAACAUAUGUUAAAACAAAUUUAAAUGCACAGGAAAUGCAUGCUAAGGUCACCAGUAUUACAAUGGAACCUGACUUGCAGAUGGAAAUACAGGCUUUAAAGUUACCUACAGAGACAAGCAUUGAUGACGUUUUAGUACAAAUUGGUAAAAGGACUGCUACCAAGUUCAAGCUGCCAAGGGUGGACCUUGCUGACUUUGUUACUGACGAACCUAUAAAAAUGACAGACGUGAAGAUUGUAAAAAUGGCUGUGAAAAGCCUUAAAAUUGAGGAUAAGGGGUUGAAGAUACUUCCAAACCGUGAUGAUAUUGAGAUCCCAGGCAUGGAAGAUGCAUCAUCAACUGGCACCAAAACCCCAGUGAUCAAACAGCCUAAAACAGCAUUCACUCUUCCUGUUGAAGAAAUUCAGGCGCAGACUGUUCAGAUGGUUAUAGACGUUGACAGAGUUAAAGUGGCUGUCUCCAAAUUGCCAGGGUUCAAGCUGCCGAAGGGUGACACUGUAGGACUGCCUGCUCAUCAAGAAAUCACAAAGAAAGAUGUGAAUGCAGAAAGAGUAAAUGUGACAGUAGAUACCGCCCUGUCUAAAAUCACAGACAUAAAGGCACAGAUGGACACGUAUGUCAAAAAGACUGACAUAAAUGCUUCACCUGAAAAGUUGAGCAGGAGCUCAGUUACCACAAUCAAAUUGCCAAAGAACCAACUUUCUGAUCUAGGUGCUCAUGAACCUAUUACUAUGACAGAAAUAUACCAUAAAAAAAGAAAAGAUGAAGCUGGAAGGACCAAUGAGGUUGAAAUCCAAAUUGAACUCCAUAAACGAGAGGACGUAGAGAUACCUGGAAUGGAAAAUAUAAUUCAAAAAGGAUCUCCCAACCAAGUGGAAAGGGUAAAAGAGUUGGCAGUACCAGUACCUGAGUGGCCAACCAUCAAAGCUGAGGAGUCAAAUGUUAUUCCUUACACUAAAGGAUUAGAUAAGAAGUCAAAGAAAGCAAAGAUGUCAAUGCCUGCUCCAAAUGUUGCCGUAGAUGUACCUAAUGUGGAAAAGGACAUUAAGGUUCAAGGAACUGAAAUACCAGAACCAAAACUGACAAUGUCACAAAUUAAAAUUGAAAAGCCAAGUGUUGAUAUUAAAGGUCCAUCUAUAGAUGUGGAUGUCAAUCUUAAAAAACUUGAAAUGUUCACUUUACCAGAAUUCAAAGUGCAGGUCCAACCACCUAGCGUUAAACUCAAAGUGCCUUCUAGUGAAGUUGAAAUGCCUGAGGGAGCUGCUACAGAAAUGGAUGUAAAAAUGAAAAAGCCCAGGAUGUCAUUUGGAUGGUUUUCAAAACCAGAAGCGAAAGCACCUGAGGUUGAUAUCAGUCUUACAAACGUGGAUAUUUCGCUUCCAGAAGGAAAGGUGGAGGUCAAAGAGCCAGACAUGGAAAUGAAAUCUCCAGAAGUUCAAAUUGAAAUGAAACAUGAUAUUGAGCUUGAGGGACAAGGAAGUCAAUUUAAAUUACCAAAAUUUGGACUCUCAUUACCAAGAGGUAAAGGUCCUGAAAUUGUCUUAAGUCUGUCAAAGACAGAUGUAGAUGUCGACUUACCAGAGGGAAGAGCAGACCUCCAAAUACCUGAUGUGGAAGUCGGAGUGCCCUCUGUUGAAGUCCAAAUACCAGAAGCAGGUUCUAAAGAUAUUGAUGUGAAAAUGAGAAAGCCAAGAAUGUCAUUCCCCAAAUUUGGAUUUUCAAAACCUGAAGUGAAAGCACCAGAGGUUGAUAUCAGUCUUCCAGAGGUGGAUAUUUCUCUUCCAGAGGGAAAUGUGGAGGUCAAAGAGCCAGAGGUGGAAAUGAAAACUUCAGAGAUUCAAGUUGAUGUGAAAGAUACCGUAGGCUCCCCCUCAAGAUUCAAAAUGCCAACUUUAAAAUUCCCUAAAUUUGGAGCACCUUCUCCAAAUGUCACAAUGGAGGUACCUGAUUUGGACAAGGACAUCAAGGUUCAUGGAACUGAAAUACCUGAACCCAAGCUGACAAUAUCAGCAAUUAACAUCGAAAAGCCAAAUAUUGACCUUAAAGGUCCAUCUAUAGAUAUCAAUCGUAAAAAAAUUGAAAAUGUCACUUUACCAGAGGUCAAGAUGAACGUCCAACCACCUAGCAUUGAACUCAAAGUGCCUUCUAGUGAAGUUGAAAUGCCUGAGGGAGCUGCUACAGAAAUGGAUGUAAAAAUGAAAAAGCCCAGGAUGUCAUUUGGAUGGUUUUCAAAACCAGAAGCGAAAGCACCUGAGGUUGAUAUCAGUCUUACAAACGUGGAUAUUUCGCUUCCAGAAGGAAAGGUGGAGGUCAAAGAGCCAGACAUGGAAAUGAAAUCUCCAGAAGUUCAAAUUGAAAUGAAACAUGAUAUUGAGCUUGAGGGACAAGGAAGUAAAUUUAAAUUACCAAAAUUUGGACUCUCAUUACCAAGAGGUAAAGGUCCUGAAAUUGGCUUAAGUCUGUCAAAGACAGAUGUAGAUGUCGACUUACCAGAGGGAAGAGCAGACCUCCAAAUACCUGAUGUGGAAGUCGGAGUGCCCUCUGUUGAAGUCCAAAUACCAGAAGCAGGUUCUAAAGAUAUUGAUGUGAAAAUGAGAAAGCCAAGAAUGUCAUUCCCCAAAUUUGGAUUUUCAAAACCUGAAGUGAAAGCACCAGAGGUUGAUAUCAGUCUUCCAGAGGUGGAUAUUUCUCUUCCAGAGGGAAAUGUGGAAGUCAAAGAGCCAGAGGUGGAAAUGAAAACUUCAGAGAUUCAAGUUGAUGUGAAAGAUACCGUAGGCUCCCCCUCAAGAUUCAAAAUGCCAACUUUAAAAUUCCCUAAAUUUGGAGCACCUUCUCCAAAUGUCACAAUGGAGGUACCUGAUUUGGACAAGGACAUCAAGGUUCAUGGAACUGAAAUACCUGAACCCAAGCUGACAAUAUCAGCAAUUAACAUCGAAAAGCCAAAUAUUGACCUUAAAGGUCCAUCUAUAGAUAUCAAUCGUAAAAAAAUUGAAAAUGUCACUUUACCAGAGGUCAAGAUGAACGUCCAACCACCUAGCAUUGAACUCAAAGUGCCUUCUAGUGAAGUUGAAAUGCCUGAGGGAGCUGCUACAGAAAUGGAUGUAAAAAUGAAAAAGCCCAGGAUGUCAUUUGGAUGGUUUUCAAAACCAGAAGCGAAAGCACCUGAGGUUGAUAUCAGUCUUACAAACGUGGAUAUUUCGCUUCCAGAAGGAAAGGUGGAGGUCAAAGAGCCAGACAUGGAAAUGAAAUCUCCAGAAGUUCAAAUUGAAAUGAAACAUGAUAUUGAGCUUGAGGGACAAGGAAGUCAAUUUAAAUUACCAAAAUUUGGACUCUCAUUACCAAGAGGUAAAGGUCCUGCAGUUGGCUUAAGUCUGUCAAAGACAGAUGUAGAUGUCGACUUACCAGAGGGAAAAGCAGACCUCCAACUACCUGAUGUGGAAGUCGGAGUGCCCUCUGUUGAAGUUCAAAUACCAGAAGCAGGUUCUAAAGAUAUUGAUGUGAAAAUGAGAAAGCCAAGAAUGUCAUUCCCCAAAUUUGGAUUUUCAAAACCUGAAGUGAAAGCACCAGAGGUUGAUAUCAGUCUUCCAGAGGUGGAUAUUUCUCUUCCAGAGGGAAAUGUGGAGGUCAAAGAGCCAGAGGUGGAAAUUAAAACUUCAGAGAUUCAAGUUGAUGUGAAAGAUACCGUAGGCUCCCCCUCAAGAUUCAAAAUGCCAACUUUAAAAUUCCCUAAAUUUGGAGCACCUUCUCCAAAUGUCACAAUGGAGGUACCUGAUUUGGACAAGGACAUCAAGGUUCAUGGAACUGAAAUACCUGAACCCAAGCUGACAAUAUCAGCAAUUAACAUCGAAAAGCCAAAUGUUGACCUUAAAGGUCCAUCUAUAGAUAUCAAUCGUAAAAAAAUUGAAAAUGUCACUUUACCAGAGGUCAAGAUGAACGUCCAACCACCUAGCAUUGAACUCAAAGUGCCUUCUAGUGAAGUUGAAAUGCCUGAGGGAGCUGCUACAGAAAUGGAUGUAAAAAUGAAAAAGCCCAGGAUGUCAUUUGGAUGGUUUUCAAAACCAGAAGCGAAAGCACCUGAGGUUGAUAUCAGUCUUACAAACGUGGAUAUUUCGCUUCCAGAAGGAAAGGUGGAGGUCAAAGAGCCAGACAUGGAAAUGAAAUCUCCAGAAGUUCAAAUUGAAAUGAAACAUGAUAUUGAGCUUGAGGGACAAGGAAGUCAAUUUAAAUUACCAAAAUUUGGACUCUCAUUACCAAGAGGUAAAGGUCCUGAAAUUGGCUUAAGUCUGUCAAAGACAGAUGUAGAUGUCGACUUACCAGAGGGAAAAGCAGACCUCCAACUACCUGAUGUGGAAGUCGGAGUGCCCUCUGUUGAAGUCCAAAUACCAGAAGCAGGUUCUAAAGAUAUUGAUGUGAAAAUGAGAAAGCCAAGAAUGUCAUUCCCCAAAUUUGGAUUUUCAAAACCUGAAGUGAAAGCACCAGAGGUUGAUAUCAGUCUUCCAGAGGUGGAUAUUUCUCUUCCAGAGGGAAAUGUGGAGGUCAAAGAGCCAGAGGUGGAAAUGAAAACUUCAGAGAUUCAAGUUGAUGUGAAAGAUACCGUAGGCUCCCCCUCAAGAUUCAAAAUGCCAACUUUAAAAUUCCCUAAAUUUGGAGCACCUUCUCCAAAUGUCACAAUGGAGGUACCUGAUUUGGACAAGGACAUCAAGGUUCAUGGAACUGAAAUACCUGAACCCAAGCUGACAAUAUCAGCAAUUAACAUCGAAAAGCCAAAUAUUGACCUUAAAGGUCCAUCUAUAGAUAUCAAUCGUAAAAAAAUUGAAAAUGUCACUUUACCAGAGGUCAAGAUGAACGUCCAACCACCUAGCAUUGAACUCAAAGUGCCUUCUAGUGAAGUUGAAAUGCCUGAGGGAGCUGCUACAGAAAUGGAUGUAAAAAUGAAAAAGCCCAGGAUGUCAUUUGGAUGGUUUUCAAAACCAGAAGCGAAAGCACCUGAGGUUGAUAUCAGUCUUACAAACGUGGAUAUUUCGCUUCCAGAAGGAAAGGUGGAGGUCAAAGAGCCAGACAUGGAAAUGAAAUCUCCAGAAGUUCAAAUUGAAAUGAAACAUGAUAUUGAGCUUGAGGGACAAGGAAGUCAAUUUAAAUUACCAAAAUUUGGACUCUCAUUACCAAGAGGUAAAGGUCCUGCAGUUGGCUUAAGUCUGUCAAAGACAGAUGUAGAUGUCGACUUACCAGAGGGAAAAGCAGACCUCCAACUACCUGAUGUGGAAGUCGGAGUGCCCUCUGUUGAAGUCCAAAUACCAGAAGCAGGUUCUAAAGAUAUUGAUGUGAAAAUGAGAAAGCCAAGAAUGUCAUUCCCCAAAUUUGGAUUUUCAAAACCUGAAGUGAAAGCACCAGAGGUUGAUAUCAGUCUUCCAGAGGUGGAUAUUUCUCUUCCAGAGGGAAAUGUGGAGGUCAAAGAGCCAGAGGUGGAAAUGAAAACUUCAGAGAUUCAAGUUGAUGUGAAAGAUACCGUAGGCUCCCCCUCAAGAUUCAAAAUGCCAACUUUAAAAUUCCCUAAAUUUGGAGCACCUUCUCCAAAUGUCACAAUGGAGGUACCUGAUUUGGACAAGGACAUCAAGGUUCAUGGAACUGAAAUACCUGAACCCAAGCUGACAAUAUCAGCAAUUAACAUCGAAAAGCCAAAUAUUGACCUUAAAGGUCCAUCUAUAGAUAUCAAUCGUAAAAAAAUUGAAAAUGUCACUUUACCAGAGGUCAAGAUGAACGUCCAACCACCUAGCAUUGAACUCAAAGUGCCUUCUAGUGAAGUUGAAAUGCCUGAGGGAGCUGCUACAGAAAUGGAUGUAAAAAUGAAAAAGCCCAGGAUGUCAUUUGGAUGGUUUUCAAAACCAGAAGCGAAAGCACCUGAGGUUGAUAUCAGUCUUACAAACGUGGAUAUUUCGCUUCCAGAAGGAAAGGUGGAGGUCAAAGAGCCAGACAUGGAAAUGAAAUCUCCAGAAGUUCAAAUUGAAAUGAAACAUGAUAUUGAGCUUGAGGGACAAGGAAGUCAAUUUAAAUUACCAAAAUUUGGACUCUCAUUACCAAGAGGUAAAGGUCCUGCAGUUGGCUUAAGUCUGUCAAAGACAGAUGUAGAUGUCGACUUACCAGAGGGAAAAGCAGACCUCCAACUACCUGAUGUGGAAGUCGGAGUGCCCUCUGUUGAAGUUCAAAUACCAGAAGCAGGUUCUAAAGAUAUUGAUGUGAAAAUGAGAAAGCCAAGAAUGUCAUUCCCCAAAUUUGGAUUUUCAAAACCUGAAGUGAAAGCACCAGAGGUUGAUAUCAGUCUUCCAGAGGUGGAUAUUUCUCUUCCAGAGGGAAAUGUGGAGGUCAAAGAGCCAGAGGUGGAAAUUAAAACUUCAGAGAUUCAAGUUGAUGUGAAAGAUACCGUAGGCUCCCCCUCAAGAUUCAAAAUGCCAACUUUAAAAUUCCCUAAAUUUGGAGCACCUUCUCCAAAUGUCACAAUGGAGGUACCUGAUUUGGACAAGGACAUCAAGGUUCAUGGAACUGAAAUACCUGAACCCAAGCUGACAAUAUCAGCAAUUAACAUCGAAAAGCCAAAUGUUGACCUUAAAGGUCCAUCUAUAGAUAUCAAUCGUAAAAAAAUUGAAAAUGUCACUUUACCAGAGGUCAAGAUGAACGUCCAACCACCUAGCAUUGAACUCAAAGUGCCUUCUAGUGAAGUUGAAAUGCCUGAGGGAGCUGCUACAGAAAUGGAUGUAAAAAUGAAAAAGCCCAGGAUGUCAUUUGGAUGGUUUUCAAAACCAGAAGCGAAAGCACCUGAGGUUGAUAUCAGUCUUACAAACGUGGAUAUUUCGCUUCCAGAAGGAAAGGUGGAGGUCAAAGAGCCAGACAUGGAAAUGAAAUCUCCAGAAGUUCAAAUUGAAAUGAAACAUGAUAUUGAGCUUGAGGGACAAGGAAGUCAAUUUAAAUUACCAAAAUUUGGACUCUCAUUACCAAGAGGUAAAGGUCCUGAAAUUGGCUUAAGUCUGUCAAAGACAGAUGUAGAUGUCGACUUACCAGAGGGAAAAGCAGACCUCCAACUACCUGAUGUGGAAGUCGGAGUGCCCUCUGUUGAAGUCCAAAUACCAGAAGCAGGUUCUAAAGAUAUUGAUGUGAAAAUGAGAAAGCCAAGAAUGUCAUUCCCCAAAUUUGGAUUUUCAAAACCUGAAGUGAAAGCACCAGAGGUUGAUAUCAGUCUUCCAGAGGUGGAUAUUUCUCUUCCAGAGGGAAAUGUGGAGGUCAAAGAGCCAGAGGUGGAAAUGAAAACUUCAGAGAUUCAAGUUGAUGUGAAAGAUACCGUAGGCUCCCCCUCAAGAUUCAAAAUGCCAACUUUAAAAUUCCCUAAAUUUGGAGCACCUUCUCCAAAUGUCACAAUGGAGGUACCUGAUUUGGACAAGGAUAUCAAGGUUCAUGGAACUGAAAUACCUGAACCCAAGCUGACAAUAUCAGCAAUUAACAUCGAAAAGCCAAAUAUUGACCUUAAAGGUCCAUCUAUAGAUAUCAAUCGUAAAAAAAUUGAAAAUGUCACUUUACCAGAGGUCAAGAUGAACGUCCAACCACCUAGCAUUGAACUCAAAGUGCCUUCUAGUGAAGUUGAAAUGCCUGAGGGAGCUGCUACAGAAAUGGAUGUAAAAAUGAAAAAGCCCAGGAUGUCAUUUGGAUGGUUUUCAAAACCAGAAGCGAAAGCACUUGAGGUUGAUAUCAGUCUUACAAACGUGGAUAUUUCACUUCCAGAAGGAAAGGUGGAGGUCAAAGAGCCAGACAUGGAAAUUAAAUCUCCAGAAGUUCAAAUUGAAAUGAAACAUGAUAUUGAGCUUGAGGGACAAGGAAGUCAAUUUAAAUUACCAAAAUUUGGACUCUCAUUACCAAGAGGUAAAGGUCCUGCAGUUGGCUUAAGUCUGUCAAAGACAGAUGUAGAUGUCGACUUACCAGAGGGAAAAGCAGACCUCCAACUACCUGAUGUGGAAGUCGGAGUGCCCUCUGUUGAAGUUCAAAUACCAGAAGCAGGUUCUAAAGAUAUUGAUGUGAAAAUGAGAAAGCCAAGAAUGUCAUUCCCCAAAUUUGGAUUUUCAAAACCUGAAGUGAAAGCACCAGAGGUUGAUAUCAGUCUUCCAGAGGUGGAUAUUUCUCUACCAGAGGGAAAUGUGGAGGUCAAAGAGCCAGAGGUGGAAAUGAAAACUUCAGAGAUUCAAGUUGAUGUGAAAGAUACCGUAGGCUCCCCCUCAAGAUUCAAAAUGCCAACUUUAAAAUUCCCUAAAUUUGGAGCACCUUCUCCAAAUGUCACAAUGGAGGUACCUGAUUUGGACAAGGACAUCAAGGUUCAUGGAACUGAAAUACCUGAACCCAAGCUGACAAUAUCAGCAAUUAACAUCGAAAAGCCAAAUGUUGACGUUAAAGGUCCGUCUAUAGAUAUCAAUCGUAAAAAAAUUGAAAAUGUCACUUUACCAGAGGUCAAGAUGAACGUCCAACCACCUAGCAUUGAACUCAAAGUGCCUUCUAGUGAAGUUGAAAUGCCUGAGGGAGCUGCUACAGAAAUGGAUGUAAAAAUGAAAAAGCCCAGGAUGUCAUUUGGAUGGUUUUCAAAACCAGAAGCGAAAGCACCUGAGGUUGAUAUCAGUCUUACAAACGUGGAUAUUUCGCUUCCAGAAGGAAAGGUGGAGGUCAAAGAGCCAGACAUGGAAAUGAAAUCUCCAGAAGUUCAAAUUGAAAUGAAACAUGAUAUUGAGCUUGAGGGACAAGGAAGUCAAUUUAAAUUACCAAAAUUUGGACUCUCAUUACCAAGAGGUAAAGGUCCUGAAAUUGUCUUAAGUCUGUCAAAGACAGAUGUAGAUGUCGACUUACCAGAGGGAAAAGCAGACCUCCAACUACCUGAUGUGGAAGUCGGAGUGCCCUCUGUUGAAGUCCAAAUACCAGAAGCAGGUUCUAAAGAUAUUGAUGUGAAAAUGAGAAAGCCAAGAAUGUCAUUCCCCAAAUUUGGAUUUUCAAAACCUGAAGUGAAAGCACCAGAGGUUGAUAUCAGUCUUCCAGAGGUGGAUAUUUCUCUUCCAGAGGGAAAUGUGGAGGUCAAAGAGCCAGAGGUGGAAAUGAAAACUCCAGAGAUUCAAGUUGAUGUGAAAGAUACCGUAGGCUCCCCCUCAAGAUUCAAAAUGCCAACUUUAAAAUUCCCUAAAUUUGGAGCACCUUCUCCAAAUGUCACAAUGGAGGUACCUGAUUUGGACAAGGACAUCAAGGUUCAUGGAACUGAAAUACCUGAACCCAAGCUGACAAUAUCAGCAAUUAACAUCGAAAAGCCAAAUGUUGACCUUAAAGGUCCAUCUAUAGAUAUCAAUCGUAAAAAAAUUGAAAAUGUCACUUUACCAGAGGUCAAGAUGAACGUCCAACCACCUAGCAUUGAACUCAAAGUGCCUUCUAGUGAAGUUGAAAUGCCUGAGGGAGCUGCUACAGAAAUGGAUGUAAAAAUGAAAAAGCCCAGGAUGUCAUUUGGAUGGUUUUCAAAACCAGAAGCGAAAGCACCUGAGGUUGAUAUCAGUCUUACAAACGUGGAUAUUUCGCUUCCAGAAGGAAAUGUGGAGCUCAAAGAGCCAGAGGUGGAAAUGAAAACUUCAGAGGUUCAAGUUGAUGUGAAAGAUACCGUAGGCUCCCCCUCAAGAUUCAAAAUGCCAACUUUAAAAUUCCCUAAAUUUGGAGCACCUUCUCCAAAUGUCACAAUGGAGGUACCUGAUUUGGACAAGGAUAUCAAGGUUCAUGGAACUGAAAUACCUGAACCCAAGCUGACAAUAUCAGCAAUUAACAUCGAAAAGCCAAAUGUUGACCUUAAAGGUCCAUCUAUAGAUAUCAAUCGUAAAAAAAUUGAAAAUGUCACUUUACCAGAGGUCAAGAUGAACGUCCAACCACCUAGCAUUGAACUCAAAGUGCCUUCUAGUGAAGUUGAAAUGCCUGAGGGAGCUGCUACAGAAAUGGAUGUAAAAAUGAAAAAGCCCAGGAUGUCAUUUGGAUGGUUUUCAAAACCAGAAGCGAAAGCACUUGAGGUUGAUGUCAGUCUUACAAAGGUGGAAUUUUCUCUUCCAGAAGGAAAGGUGGUCAAAGAGUCAUAUGUAGAAAUUAAAGCUCCAGAGAGUCAAGUUGAAAUGAAAAAUGAAGGUUUUUCAGUUGAUGGAAAACUACAAACACCAGACAUAGAGGAUAAAAUAUUUGAAAUGGGGGUGAAGAAACCACUGAUAACCUUUCCAAAAAGUGUUUUUUCAAGAUCUGAAAUUACGGCUCCUGAGAUUGUUGUGAUUCCUCCAAAUGUAGACAUUUCACUCCCAGAGGGAAAAGAGUUCAAAGUGCCUGAAGUGAAAAUGAAAGCUCCAGAGAUUGAAGUUGACGUUAAAGACGCUGUUGGCUCCCCCUCAAGAUUCAAAAUGCCAACAUUCAAAUUGCCUACCUUUGGUACAACUUCAAAGGUGGCAGUAGAUGUCUCUGAUAAAGAGAAGGAUAUUGAAGUGCCUGGUGUAGAAAUUAUAGAUCAAACACUAGGAGCUUCCAUUCCAGUUGAUUUAACAGAACCCGGGGAUAGAGUUGACAUUAAAGGAUGUAGUGAACUUCAGCUACAUGUUGCUGGAUCUGAAGGGCCCUCAGUUGAAGAAGGAAUGACAAUAGCCGAUGUGGAUGUUCAUGAUGUUGACAGUUCAGAACUGACAAUUGAUGAUAAAGGCCAUGGCUUACCCAUCAAAGGUCAAGGCUCACCAAGUAAAUUCAAACUUCCGACCUUCAAAAUGCCCAAAUUGAGCAUUUCAAAAUCCAAACCUCAGAAUGAACAUGAACAUGAUGAUAUAAGUCCAAAUAUUAUUUUGGAGAAUUAUGAAAUUCAUGUGGAACCACAAAGACCAGAGAUUUCACCAAAGUUGACUUUGACAACAUUUGGGGAGGUAUUAAGAAGCAUUGAUGUUGAAUUUUAUGUCCCUGCAUUAGAGGAAGUGGAAGAAAAGCUCACCGGCUCAAGGGAAGAAAUAACAGCCUCAAGAAAAACUAAAUUAAAUGCUCAACCCAGUGCUGAAACCCAGUCUGUCCAAGAAGAGGAAGAAGUGAAAGAAAAAUCUAAAUUUGUUUGGUUUAAGUUUCCCACAUUUGGACCAUCUUCUCCUUCAGAAUAUUCUAAGAUUUUAGAAAAAGAAGCUUCUGAGAAAGAAGCAAGUGAGAAAAGCCCUGCAGGUGACUCUGUGGCACAAGACUCCAGCUUGACCUUCUCAGUGCAGUCAUCGGAUGCUUUUGCAGAUAUUAGUUCUACAGUCACAAGCGAACAAGUUGCUCCAUCAUUGGCCUCUCCAACCAAAGUCACAGUGAAAUACUCUGACCCUAUUGCCACUGAGAUACAAGGUAAUAUCAUUACCUCCACAGCAAGGACAAAAAUGAUCUCUUUUGAACCCUACUUGGCAGAGAAGGUCACCAUUCCAAUGUCCUCUGGAACUUCCUCCUCAUCAGUGGACACCCUAAAACUGGAGUCUGGUACACAUGUCAUCACAUCCAAUAUACAAGCAAUACCAGACACACAGAAAGCCACGCUCUUAACAGAUUUUGGAUUGCAGACAGGGACAGCCGGAGCUUCCUCUGCAUCUAGGUCAGUGGACGACACCAACAAAACACAGAGUGAUGGGCAAACAGUUAUUAAGAGGCAUGUAGUUAGGGAAAUGUCAGGCACUGACAAGGAAACGGUUGUCCUAACUCGAAGAGUUACACAUGUGUUUGGGGCUGAGCCCAUCUCAGAUGAAACAGCCUCAUCUAUCAAACAGAUGAAAGAAACUAUGCAUUCUGAAAAAAUGAAAUUCUUCGAUGGGGCUGAAUUGGAGUGACUUGGAGGAAUAUGAUAAAUCCCUCAAUUGAGAAGUAAUAUCAGUCAGAUUAUUAUUGUGCUCUUAAUAAUUAAUUGUGCUUUAAUUUAUGACAGAGUUUGAAUAUACACAGUUAAACGUUUUGAUUGUUUACUUAGUACACACUAUAUAUAUAUAUAUACACAAGUUUGUGUACACGCCUAUGAUACAGGUAGGGAUAUUAAUGCCAAAAUUGUCACUUUAUUGUAAUUACUACCAUUGAGACCAUUUGACUGAAUUUGCUGUUUUAACACAUAUCUGCAGGUUGUCCUGCUGUACAUAUAAUGGAGAGAAACUUGUUAAUCCACUGCCAUAUACAUUGAUAAAUUACCUCCGAUUUCUGCUCUUUAUUCCACUUCUGGGCAGCAAUGUAUAAAUAUAAGGAAUCAAUGAUUAUGACUCUGAAAAUAUGUUUACAAUUAUUUCACUGUAAAACCAUACAAAAUACUUAAUGAAUACGUAGUGAUAUAAAUACAAACCAUGCAACAUUAAUAGAACAAAAACACAGAACACUUAAGGAAGAAUUGCAAUCUGAACACUUAUUACCAUGAAAUAAAUAUAUGUUGCUAAAAUGUAAUGCUUGUAAUCAUAGUAAAAAAGAAAGAAAAAUAUAUUGAUGCAACUAUAUUUUGAUUAGAAUUAUGCAUAGAUUUAAUUUUCCAUAAUGUAUACUGUACCUAACGAAAACAUUUCUGGAUUUGUGUAUAGUAGGAAAAUAUAAAAUGCCUAUGUAUAUACUGUACUUGAUUUUGAUCACUUCUUUUGCAGAGUUACUUUGAUUGUUGCUCUUAUUCUCCACUGAUGUAAUCAAUGUAUUAGCAAAACUACACAUAAUAAAUCUUCUAAAAUAUUAAGAA